AUGGAAAAGUCAUUGAAAAUCAUUGGUGAAAAAGUGUAUGAACCCUGUACUGUUUUUGUGCAUUUCGGUCGCUAUUUUUCCGUUGUUUAUACCCUUGUAUACUGAUUGCUCGUUGAUUAGUGACUGUCGUUCAUAUGUUGUGCAGUUUGUAUGCUUAUUCGGUGUUUGCUAAUCGAUAAUUUCUAGUUUAUUACACCCGUCAUUACUAGUAGCAUAGUAGAUCUAAGAAUGGUUUGUGUGAGCCAGCGUUAGGGGAGAGAUGAGAGCGGAAGUUCGGGUUAGGAGUGAGUGUUCCGGUGAGGUGGAUGAAGCUGUGAACAGGCGAGCUGCUGCUUGGCUAAUAAAACACAGUUGAAGGAGUCAUUGCCUGACUACUACUUGCUUUUCUACUCCACACAACACUAUGGGUGACAUUUAGCGUCCCUUCCGCGCUACACGGUAUGCGUUAUGGAAGCCAAGUUUACUGUGUAGAUGGGCAUGCACUCCUGUCAGAACUGUUUUGUUGCAGCGAACGCAGUCCUCGAAACCACACACACACACCUUUUUUGUGUACAGCCAUUUGGGAUUCAUAAACGGCCUAAACCCUAGACCUGGACUCUGCAUCUCUUUUUUCCCCACACUCACCUGAGCACCAAAUAGUGUCCUGAUCCGACACCCUGAAGUGGUUGCUGCCACGCCUAUAGAUCCAUACACAUCCUCUGACACAAAAAUGAUGUCAAAUCAUCUAAGCAGUAAGAAUAGCCUGCCAGCAAAGACAGACUACAUUGAUUACUGAAACACGAGCCACUGGCUUACUCACUCUUUUGCACUUUUCCUCCAUGGACAUCGCAUCUGAACUGUGUGAGGAGCUCUUCUCCUGGCUGAAGCAGAGGAAACUCUGUAAGCAACAGCUCAUGACUCUGGCUCAGAAGCUGGAGAAUCUACGUGAGGAGAUGAACAAAGGUCAGGUGGUAACAAAUAGUUUUCAAGUGGCUGGGGGAACUGCACUGGUUGGGGCGGGGAUUCUCACUUUGUGCACAGGGGGGGCCGCUGCCCCAUUCCUGGCCCUGCUGGGAGUGGCUAGUGUAAUCUCUGCCACAACAGUCGACGUGUUUCUCAAGCUGGCGGAAACCUGGAGUUCAAGCAGUACGAUGAAGACUGCGAAAGGGAUCAUCCAGAAAGAUGAAGAGAUUGGGAGGAACAUCCAGAGGCUCCAGGAGAGACUGUUGGAGACAUGUGGAGAGCAGGCCCGUGGAGCUUCUUCCUCUGAUGGGAAACACGAAGCAGCUGUGUAUAUGUUGAAGGCCAUAGGCAUACAAAGUGGGAUACAGUUGCAAGACGCCUUGUAUCAGAAUCUCAUCUUUGUAGUUGGAUCUGCUGCAGCUGAUGGAGUGAAAAAGAGCCUACUGGCACCUGCUAUCUUGACAAAUAUAGCAUUAACCCUAACUAUGGCAGUGAUAACGGAUAUUGGAUUCAUAGGUCUGAAAUCUGCUGCUAAAGGAUCGGCAAAGGUUGUGGCUAACUGUACCGCUCAGGCGCUUGGUGGAGCAUUAGGGCUGGCAAUAUCGCUCCCUGAGCUCAUUAAAAACUGCAAUGAAAUGGUGGGAAAUAAUCAUGUGACCGAGGCCAGCCAAGCCCUGAGAGAGGCAGCCCAGGCCAUUGAGCAAGCCAGACAGGAGCUGAAGACGAAAUUGGAUGCUAUCCAGAAGAAGUUAAGAGACAUUGCCAGAGUGAGGGACCACCUCAGAAACUUGGGACCAUACAAGUCCAGCAUAAGUGAAAGUGACGAGGAGAUAGUGAACUACGCGAUGGAUAACUGCAACAGUGAUGUAAAGCAAUGGCUACAGGGCCAGUUUCAACAAGCAAUGUUUCUCAACCUUUUUCGAUUUUUUAUGAAUGAUCUCCUUAAUACACUGAAGGAAAGGGAAGAAGAGAUUCAGCGGAAGGCUCGGAAUGAGCACAUUCACCUUGUGUUUGUUGCUCAUGGUAACAUCACCAGCAACUUCUUGCCAGCCUGCUAUCUAAUGCCAUUCCAAUCCAUUAAGGACGUAAUCCUGUACUCUCCAUGGAACUGUGCGAUUGAUGCGAAAGCUGCUUGUGGCAUAGCAACAGGUCGUAUCAAACCUAACCAGAGAGUCUUCCAUAAUUACAAUCGCAAUCAUAUUCCCAGUGACCUGCCCCAAAGCUGGAAUUCCAUGCGCUCUGCUGGGAGUGACAAAAUACCAAAGAUCCUUCUCAACGCGGUUGGAAGCGAUGAAGAGGUAUGGCGUAAAUUCAGUAGCCUGAAGAAUUCACACAAACUCAAAGUCGAAGACCGCAUCAUUUUACCGUACUUAGUACCGCCAGGCGUGGGCAAAAACCUAUUCCCUGAGGUUCCCUUCGAAGUAAUCACUUGCGUCGUGGCGUUCAUAUUUAUGUUCUUUACCAGACUAAAAGUCACCAUUCACCUGGCGGCCUGUUUGAGUUCAGGACCGGAAGACUUUGUUUUUGGGCAGUGGUCAGGACAGUACGCCUGGGUUUACGACAAUACCUGGAUGACCACAAAUUACAUGGAUUUCGAUGAAGACGUGGAGUUGUAUGAUGCUUUCAGAGCUUUAUUUGGUGAGGUAUCGUGACAUCCGAACCGGCAUCAGAGCAUCCGAAGCACACUCCGAUACCAACGGAGACGAUAGCAAAUAAGUCAAACAAGGCUACAUAAAUGGAUGCCGAUGACUAGAUAAUGUAAUUUUGGCAACAAUUUAUCCAGGCAGUGUCAUCCUCAAGACAGCAUACAUUACAAGUAUCCCCCAUUUUUACGAAUGCUCUGCUCACAAAAUUUCACAUUAAGGAACUUGAUAAAUUAGGGGCAUUUUUUUCGUGUAACAGAAUCUGCAGGAUGAAAGGGGUGAACAAUUUUCACAUUCCUCACUGCCAAAAUGAGUAUUCAUACAGAUGACUUCAUGAAAAUUUUAUUCGGCAUUGCCGUUUUUAGCGGUGUUACCACGUGACAUGAAUAGCCACUCGAAGAUUCUGAAUGGACAAAACAAACUUACCACGAUUUAGAACAUCAAACCUACACCGAUUGAACAAAUUAAAUAAAUGCACGCCGAGAUUGCGGGUAGGCUAAUGAAAUACGAGACACUUUGUCAAUAAUUUCCAUGGCAGACUUUGAAAUUGAACUUUCUAGCCAUGCAGGAGAAGGGGCCACGGUAAUUGUUGGAAUUGGAAUGGGAAUGGAAAUUCGUAACGCCACAGAUGAACUAGACAUUCAAAGUCUUAACAUAACAUGCACAAUUACAUGCCGUCUAAACACACUAAUGCGCAAUCACUUUCGAACUAAGGGCUUCAAAAUUCACAAAACUCAUCUUCAAUUAUGUAUUUUAACUUUUAGAACGAAACAUCCUCUAUUCGGGGAGUCUCUGUUAAACAUAGAUAUUAUUUUCUACAGUUUUUGCAAAUCCCAUUCAUUUUUCCCGUAGGGAUUUUGGACUCCACCCCAAAUGUCGGAAAUGCUAACAAAUGCUUAAAGCCUACAAAAUGAAAUCAUGUGGGAGAAACUAACCCCAGCCUGGGCCAGUUGGACUGAGUGUUCCCACCACACUGUUGAUUAGAGCCCGACCGAUAUAUCGGCCAUUAUUUGACUUUUUUGACGAUAUCGGGAUCGGCAGUUAUGCAGCCGAUGUGUCCCGAUUUUUUAAUAAUUAUAAUAAACAAAAAAAAAAAA
Molecule: messenger RNA, 3682 nt
Organism: Anguilla anguilla (European eel)
Lineage: Eukaryota; Metazoa; Chordata; Actinopteri; Anguilliformes; Anguillidae
Exons: 5
Coding region: 819-2594 (591 amino acids)
Source: RefSeq, a predicted model, not a curated record